Messenger RNA from Pteropus alecto (black flying fox), 4280 nucleotides. It is a transcript of the gene TONSL, whose product is annotated as tonsoku like, DNA repair protein. Lineage: Eukaryota; Metazoa; Chordata; Mammalia; Chiroptera; Pteropodidae. The transcript has 26 exons. Bases 127 to 4218 code for a protein of 1363 amino acids. The record is from RefSeq and is a predicted model, not a curated record. Gene Ontology annotation, molecular function: protein binding.
GGACCCUCCGCGCGCGCGGAGGCUGAGAGCCCCGCCUCCGAGUGGCGGGACUGGGCCUGCGCGGGCCGGGGGGGCGGGGCGGCGUGGGAGCGCGGGAAGUCCGGAUUCCUGCGCGGCGGCCGCAGCAUGAGCGUGGACCGCGAGCUUCGCCAGCUGUACAAGGCCAAGGCCAAGGCCCAGAACAGCGGGCAGCUGCAGGAGGAGGCAGCCCUCUGCAACCAGCUGGGGGAGCUCCUGGCCAGCCAUGGCCGCUACUCGGAGGCCCUGCAGGAGCACGAGCAGGAGCUGCAGCUCCUGGAGAGCGCCGACGACCCCCUGGGCUGCGCCGUGGCUCACCGAAAGAUCGGAGAGCGGCUGGCCGAGAUGGAGGACUAUUCAGCUGCCCUGCAGCACCAGCACCACUACCUGGAGCUGGCCCGUUCCCUGUCCAACCACAUCGAGCUGCAAAGGGCCUGGGCCACCAUCGGCCGCACCCAUCUGGACAUCUAUGAUUACUGCCAGUCACAGGAUGCCUUGCUGCAGGCCCAGACUGCCUUUGAGAAGAGCUUGGCUAUCGUGGAUGAGAAGCUGCAAAGGACGUUGCCUGGGCGAGAGCUGACUGAGAUGAGGACCCGGCUCUACCUCAACCUUGGCCUGACCUUUGAGAGCCUGCAGGAGGUGGCCCUGUGCAACAGCUACUUCAAGAAGAGCAUCUUUCUUGCUGAGCAGAACCACCUGCACGAGGACCUGUUUCGCGCCCGCUACAACCUGGGCGCCAUCCACUGGCGCAGAGGGCAGCACUCCCAGGCCAUGCGCUGCCUGGAGGGGGCCCGGGAGUGCGCACGCACCCUGAGGAAGGGCUUCAUGGAGAGCGAGUGCUGCGUGCUCAUCUCACAGGUUCUCCAAGACCUGGGGGAUUUUUUGGCUGCCAAAAGAGUGCUGAAGAAGGCGUGUAGGCUGGGUUUCCAGAAGCCCUUGCAGAAGGCGGCUGUGCACCAGACCCUCAAGUAUGUGUUGGCGGUCGUCCGGCUGCAGCAGCGACUGGAGGAGUCUGAGGCCAGUGACCCUCAAGGUGCUAUGGGCAUCUGUGAACAGCUGGGGGACCUGUUCUCUAAGGCAGGUGACUUCCCCAAGGCAGCCAAGGCCUACCAGAAGCAGCUGCAAUUGGCUGAGCUGCUAGGCAGGCCAGGGCCUGAGCUGGCCAUCAUCCACGUGUCCCUGGCUGCCACCUUGGGAGACAUGAAAGACCACCGUCAGGCUGUGCACCACUACGAAGAGGAGCUGAGGCUGCGGGAUGGCAGUGCCCUGGAGGAAGCCAAGACCUGGCUAAAUAUUGCGCUUUCCCGAGAGGAGGCCGGUGACACCUAUGAGGAGCUGGCACCAUGUUUCCAGAAGGCUCUCAGCUGUGCCCAACAGGCCCAGCAGCCCCAGCUGCAGAGGCAGAUCUUGCGGCACCUCCACACCGUGCAGCUGAGGCUACAGCACCAGGAGGCCCCUGGCACUGAGGCCAGACUGCAGGAGCUGGGCGAGGGCGAGGACGAGGGCGAGGACGACGGGGGUGAAGACAGCGACGCCGUGGAGGCCAGUGAGGUGGAGCUCUCGGACAGUGAUGACGAGGCUGACAGCCAGUCCCAGCGGCUGCAGGAUGAGCUGCAUGGUGGCCUGGGCCGGCAGAGGACAGGCAAGUGGCACCGACGUAAUGACGUGGGAGAGACGCUGCUGCACCGAGCCUGCAUCGAGGGCCAGCUCGGCCGCGUCCAGGACCUCGUGAGGCAGGGCCACCCCCUGAAUCCUCGGGACUACUGCGGCUGGACGCCCUUGCACGAGGCCUGCAACUAUGGGCAUCUGGAUAUCGUCCGCUUCCUGCUGGACCAUGGGGCUGCGGUGGACGACCCAGGCGGCCAGGGCUGUGAAGGCAUAACUCCCCUGCACGAUGCCCUCAAUUGUGGCCAUUUCGAGGUGGCUGAGCUGCUCAUUGAGCGGGGAGCGUCAGUCACCCUGCGAACCAGGAAGGGCCACAGCCCUCUGGAGACCCUGCAGCAGUGGGUGAAGCUGUACUGCCAGGACCUGGACAGCGAGACGUGGGAAAAGGCAGGCGCCAUGGAGAGACUGCUCCAGGCAGCCUCCACAGGCCGAGCUCCCCACAGCCCCCUGGCUUCCCAAGCCCUCCUAAGGGACCAUCUGUUUGACCCUGAGGCCUCUCCUUCCUCAAGUCCCUGCCCGGGACCCCCAGAGGCCUGUCAGGCCAGGGCCAGGGUUUCCCAGGCAUCAGCAGUGCCGCCCGUGGCCAGGUCUGGAAGGAGCAGGCACAAGCUGGCCAGCAGCAGCAGCUCGGAGGGCGAGGACAGCACGGGUGCUCCCCAGCCAACCCGGAAGAGGCCCCGGCGCUCCGGCCCAGCACAGCAGGCCAAGGCCUGCAUGGCGGGCCACACCAGCAACAGGGAGGUGGCGGCAGUGGGUGCUGGCCGGGCAGCCUACCGGGCAGCCAUUCGAGCUGUGGGCAGUGCCCGAAGCUGCCGCCUGGAGUCUGGCCCAUCUCGGGGCCCUGGCGAGGCCCCCCUGCCACAGGCAGCACUCAUCCCUGAGGAGGAGUGCUUGGCUGGGGACUGGCUGGAGGAUGAUCUGCUGGUGACCCCCGGCCACCGGGGCUGCCGCCGGCCUCAGCCCCAGGCCUGUGGGCACAGCACCCGGCAUCAUGUCUCGGAGUCAAGCAGCGAUGAGAGCCCCAUCAGGCCCCGGGCCCGGCAGAGCCGGCUGCCCCGUCAUGGGAGUUCGAGUGCACUGGGCAGAGCAGCUGGAGACUGCCACUCGGCCACAGAGCCCCCCCAGAGCCCUGGCGUCCCGGGUGGGGAGAGACCUGCGGAAGGCCAGCCCCUGGGACCCGCCCUGCUCCCUCCCAUCCGGGUGCGCGUUCGCGUCCAGGACAGUCUCUUCCUCAUCCCUGUCCCGCACAGCAAGGAGGCCCACUCCGUGGCCUGGCUGGCCGAACAAGCUGCCCAGCGCUACUACCAGGCCUGUGGGCUGCUGCCGAGGCUCACCCUGAGAAAAGAGGGGGCCCUGCUGGCCCCACAGGACCCCGUCCCCGAUGUGCUACAGACCAAUGAGGACGUGCUGGCUGAAGUGACUUCGUGGGACCUGCCCCCACUGACCGACCGCUACCUGAGGGCCUGCCAGAGCCUGGAGCAAGAGCCACACCAGCAGGUGCUGCAGGCCGUGAAGCACCAGAGCUUAGGCCCCUCGUUCAGCGCUUGCUCCCUGGCCCUGCGCCAGGCUCAGCUCACUCCCCUGCUGUGGGCCCUCAAGCUGCACUCUGCGCUCCGGGAGCUGCGCCUGGCAGGGAACCGGCUGGGGGAUGCCUGUGCCACCGAGCUGCUGGCUGUCCUGGGUACUGUGCCCAGCCUGACCGUCCUUGACCUCUCUUCCAAUCAUCUGGGCCCUGAGGGCCUGCGCCAGCUGGCCACAGGCCUCCAGGGGCAGAUCACCUUGCAGAACCUGGAAGAGCUGGACUUGAGCAUGAACCCCCUUGGGGAUGGAUGCAGCCAGGCCCUGGCCUCCAUCCUGCAGGCCUGCCCCGCCCUCAGCACCCUGCAUCUCCAGGCCUGUGGCUUUGGCUCCACUUUCCUCUUGAGCCACCAGGCAGCCCUGGGAAGUGCCUUCCAAGAUGCCAAGCACCUGAAGACACUGUCACUGUCCUACAAUGUCUUGGGUGCCACCGCCCUGGCUCAGACCCUGCAGAGCCUGCCUGCCCACACCCUCCUGCGCUUGGAGCUCAGCUCCGUGGUGGCCAGCAAGAGUGACUCAGGCCUCAUGGAGCCCAUAGUCAGGUACCUGACCAAGGAAGGCUGUGCUCUGACACACCUGAACCUGUCUGCAAACCACUUGGACAGCGAGGCAGUGGGAGACCUAAGCAGAUGUCUUCCUCUCUGCCCCUCACUUGUCUCGCUGGACCUAUCUGCCAACCGAGAGAUCGGCUCUGAGGGCCUGGAGGGGCUCCUGUCCGCCCUCCAGGAGCGGCCCCAAGGUUUGCGCUUCCUGGGCCUGUCAGGCUGUGCUGUGCGGGGCCCCCUGGGCCUGGGCCUCUGGGACAAGAUAACAGCGGAGCUGCAGGAGCUGCAGCUGUGCAGCCAACGCCUCUCCCGCGAGGACCGGACCGCCCUGCGCCAGCGGCUGUCCAGCCAGCCGGACCCCGGCAUGUGCACACUGGACCGUGGCGCCAAGCUCUUCUUCCGGCGCCUCUGAUGGCCGGCGUCACCCCGCCCUCCCCAUACGCCCCUAAUAAAUGGACGCUGCUGCUGCUGCCA